This is a messenger RNA of Pecten maximus, 1686 nucleotides long. RefSeq lists its product as uncharacterized. The record is from RefSeq and is a predicted model, not a curated record. The transcript has a single exon. NCBI's taxonomy places the organism in Eukaryota, Metazoa, Mollusca, Bivalvia, Pectinida, Pectinidae. Gene Ontology annotation, molecular function: protein binding. The coding region runs from base 1 to 1686 and encodes 561 amino acids.
AUGGUAACCGAAACAUUAUCCGAGUCACUCGUUCCUGUUGGCGCAGACGACACCCUGUAUGUUUCCAGUGAUAUCUAUAGGGAGAAAUGUGUGAAGAGAAUCGCUGAAACAACAAGAAUGAAGGCAGAAUCGCAUGGCCCAAGUAGUAUACUGACCGAAGUACAACAUCAAUCUGAUCACGUAUAUAGUUUUGUAUGUAACAGUUUUCCUAGAGAGGCUGAUGAAUGGAUUACUCGUACACGGGUGUAUGGCUGGCCUUCGCAAGAGCUAAUCGACAAAAUCGUCCAGAGUGGCUGCCAUCUUGUCCCUAUUGGGGACAAGUGCUCCGGGGACACUUUGUUACAAUGGAGAAUAUCACUUGUAAAAGCAGAGAAACGGCUUGUUCACUCUCUGAACCACGUGCAAUUUCAAGUUUACUGUUUGCUGAAAUAUUUCCUGAAACAGAUUCAAGAUAUAUUUGAGAAAACGAUUGGGGAUCGAGACAUACUGUGUUCUUAUUUCAUGAAAACAUUGAUAAUUUUCGCUGUUGAAAAUACUCAUCAGCUGUUCUGGCAAGAGAAAAACUUGUUUUACUGUUUCUGGUUUUGUUUCAAUAUCUUGGCAUCGUGGGUCAAGUCCGGGUGUUGUCCGAACUACUUCUUUGCAAAAAACAACAUGUUCGAGAAAAAAGUUCACGGAGAGAACCAACGAAAAUUACUUCAUAUUCUAGAACAAUGCCAUCGAUUGAAAUGGAUGAGUUUAUCUGUUGGAACUUAUUUUGAUCCGUCGAUAAUGGAAUAUCUUAGAUAUGCUAAAGUUCAAGAUGAGCUUAAAAGACCCAGAACUCGAGAAAAAAUAGAGCAUGAAAAUGACAUGGAGGCGCUAGAUGGGUUGAAAUGGUGUCGAAGAUUGUUCUUGUACAGAGAUUCAGUCUCAAGUCCGAUGACUCUAUUAUCGAAAUCUGAAUCAGAACUUGACGAGUUGAUCACCUACUUUAGUUCAGUGUGCACGCUCACUACAUUAGCAGCAGACGCGUAUCCGGACAACAUGUUGCCUGCUGACAACAAGACGAGAUACAAGAGUCUAAAGAAAUGCAAACGAUGGUUGAUACCCGGGUCCUCAUUCGGCACAGAGUUGUUGUACUUGGCAACUUUUCAUUUCCAGACUGGAAACUACGAAAAAGCGUUAGAACUCUGCAAAAGGAUAAUGUCUCUGAAAACAUUUGAUAUUGACGAUGAAACACGUGUGGCACCCGAGCACCAAGAAAGUCACGUGCAUCCGUUCUGUGGACAAGGAUACUCCUUGAUAGACAGGAUUAAGAGGAUAUUUACCUACCUCCUCUUCUUUAAGGAUGGCCCCUUUUGUCUUCCUCAGUUCCAGCCAGAGUUAUCACAAACUGAUCGCGGUGUGUAUAUUCCUUCUCUGCCGUACGCGGUGUUCUUGUAUUUCCUUUGCUGCCACGAGUUGGGGGACAAAAGUGGACGAGAUGCAGCUCUACGUCACAUGAUUGUGUUGAAGUACGAUAACCAACAAGGGGGACACAAACAUUGGAUAGUACACACACUCCUCGGGAUUUGUUACCAAACCCUUGGGGAUACUCAGAGAGCUAUCAGAGCUUAUUUGGAAUCUCAUAAAACAAAAACGAUAUUUCAUGAGUUGAAUCCUGCCUUGGAGCGGAUUCAAGCUUUGCUAUCAAUGGGGGAGUAG